This is a messenger RNA of Saprolegnia diclina VS20, 4449 nucleotides long. RefSeq names its product CAMKK/CAMKK-META protein kinase. The record is from RefSeq and is a predicted model, not a curated record. Gene Ontology annotation, molecular function: cAMP-dependent protein kinase activity; ATP binding. The transcript has 7 exons. The coding region runs from base 34 to 4419 and encodes 1461 amino acids. Gene Ontology annotation, biological process: peptidyl-serine phosphorylation; signal transduction. Gene Ontology annotation, cellular component: cAMP-dependent protein kinase complex. Lineage: Eukaryota; Oomycota; Saprolegniomycetes; Saprolegniales; Saprolegniaceae.
GUCCGCGGUCCGCGGCCAGACUUGCGCAUUGGCAUGGGGCAGAAGGGCAGCAAGGCGCAGCAGAAGGAGUCGCAUGCGUCCAUGUACCAAGGUCUCGCUGGCCGCAUGCACAAGCGGAAGAGCCAGGAAGAUGGUCGGCCGGCGCAUGCGCUCUCGGACCCGAUCCGCGCCCCAGUCUCGGCGCCGGCCUUCCUUCCACGGGCGAUGACGCCACCGCCGCCGUCCGCAUCGGGCACGCCGACCACGCCGCCGCGGAUGUCGUCUGACUUUUCGACGCCGCUGGCGACACCGGCGCCCCGGCAUUCACCGGCAACCUCAACAAACUCGACGCCGUUGGCAACGCCGGCGCCACGGUCCAGUGGCGGCACGUAUGUCCGACCACAUAUGCAAUCGUUCGAUCGCGUCAACCGGUCUUCCAGCAUGCCUGUGGACACGUCGACGGACGAAGAGUCGGUCGGGAGCCCGGCCUCGAACGAGGUCGGCGACUGGCUCAUGGAGGACGACGACAUUGAGAUCGAGAUGGUCGACGACGACGACUUGAACUCGGAGCAUGACACGGAGCACACGGAGCCCGAAGUGACGCUGACGCCGUACCUGCUCGCCAACAAGCCGCUUUACGACAUUAUGAUCCAAGUGCAGCUCUUUGCCAACUUGAGUCAGAACCAGCAAGAGCAGGUGCUGCAGGCGCUCAAGCCGAUCAAGUUCAAGGACGGCCAGGCCAUUGUCAAGCAAGGCGAGCGCGGCGAGCGCUUCUUCAUGAUUGCCAAGGGCGAGGCCGUCAUCACCAAGAACAUGGACGGGAAGGAGCGCAUGAUCACGCAUCUGUACGCUGGCCACUACUUUGGCGAGCUCGCGCUCAUUUACGACGACCCGCGCACGGCGACCGUCCGCGCGGUCGGCGACGUCGAGCUCUUGUACCUGACGCAAAAGGACUUUCAGCAAGUCGGCCAAGUCCACUUGAGUCUGAUGCUGCAGCAAGUGCCGCUUCUCGCGCAGCUCACGUCGCGCGACCAAGACGCGAUCUUGAAGAAGCUCAAGCCGGCCAACUUUUCGAACGGCGACUACAUUGUGCGCCAGGGCGAGGAAGGCACGCGGUUCUACAUGAUUACGCGCGGCGAGGCGGCCGUGCUCGAGACGCACGAAGCCGACGGCCAAGAGCGCGAGCUCACGCGCUUGUACGAGGGCCACGUGUUUGGCGAGAUGUCGCUCAUCUACAAGGAGCCGCGCACCGCGUCGGUCGUCGCGAUCGGGCCGGUCAAGUGCCUCUACCUCACGAAAGAAGACUUUGACGAGUGCCUGCUCUCGGAGCGCUUUCAAAAGGUCAUCCAGCGCGCGUACAUUGAGAAAGCCACGCGCCGUGCGAUGCGCAAUAAGAACCGACUCCAGGAGGCCAACAAGCCGUCGUCCGCGACCGACAUGUCGCAGAUGACGCUCGAAGGUCUCAACGGCGUCGCGCUCGAGACGAGCAAGCUCACGAAGCACCGGCUCGCGAAUGGCGAGAAGGUUGUCAACAAGUACGUGAUCAAGGGCGAGCUCGGGAAGGGCACGUUUGGCACGGUGAAAAAGUGCAUGAACGAAGAGGACGGCAAGCUCUAUGCGGUCAAGAUCAUGCACAAGACGUUUGUGCAGCGCAUGGCCAACCGCGAAGACUCGCUCCAGGACGCGCUGCGCCGCGAAGUCGCGAUCAUGAAGAAGCUGAGCCACCGCAACGUGGUGCGCCUCGUCGAAGUGAUUGACGACCCGUCGUCCCAAAAGGUCUACUUGGUCCAAGAGUACAUUGAGAAGGGCAACUUGACGGAGAUUGCGCACGGCGACCGCCUCCCCGAGUACGUUGUGCGCAAGUACAUGCGCGACCUUGUGUGCGGGCUGCAGUAUUUGCACUUUCACAAGAUUGUACACCGCGACAUCAAGCCCGAAAACAUCCUCGUGACGGCCGACGACAUUGCCAAGAUAGCCGACUUUGGCGCCGCGCGCAUGGUCAUGAACGAAGCCGAGACGAUUUCGGGGGCCAAGGGCACGCCAGCGUUUAUGGCGCCCGAGAUGUUCAACAUCAACGCCGAGUACACGGGGCCGUCGGCCGACAUUUGGUCGCUCGGUGCCACGCUCUACAUGAUGAUGUUUGGCCACCCGCCGUGGCUUGCUGACAAUGAGAUUGAACUCGCGGAGAAGGUGCAGCGCGACGAGCUUAGCUUUCCGGAAGGCUUUGUCGAGCCGCACCUGAAGAACCUCCUCCAGCGCAUGCUGACCAAGGACCCGGACCGCCGCAUUACGCUCGCUGACGUGAUGAACCACGAGUGGAUCACGCGGGAGGGAAGUGAGCCGAUCAUCAACAACAUUUUCGAAGACGGCAUCAACAAGGUGACGUUUGACGAGACGGACGGCGCGAUUCAAAACAUUCCCGAGCGCAUCGACCAGCGCCUCCAAGCGUCGCUGGCCGAAGCCCACUUGAUGCUGACCAACAAGACGCUGCUCGGACGACGCACGCCGAACGCGUCCUCGAUGCACUCGCUCACGUCGUCCAAGUCGUCCAACGACAAUGGGUCGCCGUCGCGCCAAAAGAGCUUUUCGAGCGCGCGCUCGAAACGCAGUCCGCUCCGGUCCAAGAACUCGAACGAGUCGAUGGGCUCGACGCUCGAGGCGGCGCGCGUCAUCUCUGCGUGGCGCCACCACAAGCGCGUCGCGCUCAUGGACGGGCACAACCUCUCGGAACGCGUGCGCGAUUUGCUCUUGGAGCAGAAGCGCAUGGCGUUUUCGGUCGAGCGCGCGCAGAUCACCGAGAUCAUCUUGCCGACGAACCACCUGCUUCCGUCGCCGACGCGGCGCAAUACCCAAGGCCUCGAGAGCACGGCGUCGGACGAAGACCUCUUGAAGCGCCAGUUGUCGCGGAAGAAGGACUUUGUCAUGGUGACGUCGGAAGUGUUUCGCGGCGAAGAAGGCGACUUGCAGUCGCGCAAGGUGCUCUUCCAAGCCACGAACCAAGACUUCUCGAUCGCGUCGCGCGUGCCACUGCACUCGUCGUCCGAGUCGUCGAUGGUCGACUCGCGCACGAUGUCGGACAGUCGCAACCUCUCGGAAUCGCGGACGCUCUCGGACCACCGCAAAAUGUCGGACAGUCGGUCGAUCGACUCGCGCAAGCUCUCGGAGGCCAGCCGAAAGCUCUCGGACUCGCGCUCCAAACUGUCGGACUCGCGGAAGAACUCGGACACGGUGCGGACCAUGUCGGGCUCGCGCAAGUCGAGCCGGUCAUCGACGCAAGACAAGUCGAACCACUCGAUGAACGACCUCCUCAACGCCGAGACGGUCAUGUCGGAAGGCAGCAGCGACGAGGACAGCGACGACGAUGACGACAUGCGUGCCAUGAGCUCGUCGUCGAAGGGCUCGUCGGCCUACUCGGACGUCGAGUGCGACGUGGAUGUGAACGAGACGUUUGAGGACCUUCUGCACACGCCGCGGUCGGGCGACGAGCGCAACGAUGACAUUGAAGUCGCACCGCUCGAGUGCGAGACGACGACGUUCUUCCCCGAAGACGAGAUCGACGUGAUCCAGGUCUACGUGAGCAGCAAGAUUCGCGAAAACCUCGCGCUCGGCCUCCGUGCGGGGUACGCGGAAGCCAAGGGCGAGCGGCCGUACAUGGAGGACAAGAGCCUCGCGCUCACGCACUACCCGCGGCCGGGCAACGACGCUGAAACCAUUGCCUACUACGCAGUCUACGACGGUCACAACGGCGACGAGACGGCGCUCGUCUUGCAAAAGGAGCUGCACAUGAAGAUUCUCGACCGGCUCGCGACGAGCUCGCCCGAAGAUGCGAUGCUCGACGGCUGUCGUGUCAUGGACGAAGAGCUGCUGGCCAAGGACAAUGCCAAGAUUGCGGGCUUUACUCGCGACGGCAACGCGGCGCGGCCGGCGCCGAUUUCAUUUUCGGGCUCGGCCGCCAUCAUGGCGCUGCUGCUCAACGUCGAGGACGGUCUGCAGCUGGUCAUAGGCCACGUUGGGGACUGCCGCGCGGUGCUCUGCCGCGGGCCGGAAGCCCUCAGUCUUACCGUCGACCACAAGGCGAGCAACGCGAUCGAGAAGGAGCGCAUUGAAAAGGCCGGUGGGUUUGUGCACAACGGUCGUCUCGACGGGAUCCUUGCCAUCUCGCGCGCGUUUGGCGACCUGGCGCACAAGAGCGACGGCCAUCUCAUUGCGGUGCCCGACAUAACGACCGAGAUGAUUGAGCCCGAAGACGAGUUCCUCUUGCUCGCGAGCGACGGGCUCUUUGAUGUGAUCACGUCGCAGCAGGCCGUCAACUUUAUCCGGCGCAAGCUGCGCAACCACGGCGACGUGCAGCUCGCGGCGCAGGAGCUCGUGUUGAAAGCGCAAGAGUAUGUGAGCCACGACAACAUUAGCGCGAUCGUAAUUUGUUUUCACCAAACCUAGUAAUAUAGAAAUAGUCGUUUUCGUUCCAAA